UGUCUCGCCUGUGUUCAGCCUGUGUUCCCAUGGAUCCUCCCCUUCAGGUCAGACAGGGACAGGCCAAGUCCCGCACCGGAAGUUUUGACAGAAGUAUCUUCCUUUUUAACAGACGAGGUUGAGUGCUUCUCAGACUACAUGACCCUGUGGGUCCCCAGGAGCCACGUGGAGGGCUUGAGGCAGUGGCUGGGCAGAAUCCUGCACUUGCCAGGCACCUGGGGGGCCACCGACCCCCUGGAUUCAUUUCUUGCUAAAUGCGGCUACUUCCUGCAUCCGGCCCUGGAUGGCGCCUUCAUUUUUCGAGCUCAAUACUCAGCCUGCUUUGUGCAGAAGGAGAAAGCAAAUUACAGGCUGGAAAUCAGGAUAUUUCAGAAAGGGGUGACGAGACUGGACCGCAGUGAUCGCUACAUAAUGAAGUGUCCGGUGCUGAGGUCGAGGCUGGGCCAAGAGCAUGUCCACUGCGGACCCACAUUCAUCCAGGUCUCCCGGCCCCUGCCCCUGGGGAGCGACAGUGGACAGACUCCAUGGCUGCUGUCCCUUCGCGGGGAGCUGGUGGCUUCUCUGGAAGAUGCCAGUCUGAUAGGGUUGUAUGUGGACAUCAACAGCACCACUGUCACCGUCCAGAGCCCGAGACAAGAGCUUCUUCAGACGCAGGAGGUGCUGAACGCCUCGGUCGAGCUCCUGACCCUCUGGCUGGUGAGCGGCCCCUAUGCCUACUCCUUAGAAGCCGCCUGCCCACCAGUGUCAUCCCAGCCCGAGUCAGAGGUCUUUGUUCACGUCCCCAAACAGAGGCUGGGUCUGGUCAAAAGAGGUUCCCGAAUUGAGGACACCCUGAGCCUAAAAUUUCUCCGAGUCCACCAGUCCAACACCUUCACGGUGACUGAAAGCAGGGAUCUUGUGGUGGUCAGCAUCCCAGCGGCUGGGGUGCUCCAGGCCCAGCGAUGCCAGGAGGCCAGAGGAGCCCCAGGAACACAAGCUUUCUAUAGGGUAGACCUGAGCCUGGAAUUCACCGAGAUGGCUGCCCCAGUCCUCUGGACAGUGGAGAAUGUCUUCCAGUGUGUGGGUUCAGGAACAGAGUCAUCUGCCUCAACUGCCACCCCGAAGACCACUCCCUCCCACCCAUCCUCAGGAACAGAGACCCCUCCAGCAGGAACGCCAUCUGCUGCCUCACCCCAGUUCCAAGCUGUAGGACCAGCUGCCCAGGAAAGGCUUUCCUGGGGCCUCGUGCGCUGGCCUUCUGAUGAGCUGGCCAAGAAGGGGCUUGGACCAUCCCUGCCAACAGCCAAACCUGUAGGAAGAAGCUGGAUGUCUGCUGCCUCCUCUGUCCCCAGAGCAAUGCAGGACUGGCAUAGUCCCCAAGUUCCCCCAGGGAAAGUGGGGCUACCUGGACACCCCCUGCCUUCAGCCACGAUCUCCUCAGGGUCCACAGGAGGCAUCCACGCUGGCCCCAGGCCCCCACGACCAGUCUUCCCCGCGCCCCCUGCUCCGACCAUGCAUUUGUCCUCAGACGUGUCCUCUCCCCUGCUGCCUUCCUGGAGGUCUGUACAGUCCCAGGUGCUCCCAGUCUCAGGACCAUCUGUCACCCUAACUGAAGGUCUAGGCACUGGAAGGGCUGAGCAGGACCCCACCCAGCCACCAGGAAGUCCCCUCCUGCCGAGAGGGUGGUCAGGGGGUGACGGGGCGCCAGCUGAGCCCAUCGAGGGGGAAACUGAUGAAGUCCAUGAGAAGUUCCAACCGUGGACAAGGCCCUCGAGGCCCAGCCUGACUGAAGGGGCGUUGGUUUCCCAUCAUUCCCCAAUAGAACCUCAGGACACAUCCUCUACGAUGGAGGUGGAAGGAAUCCCCCGGAGUGAGCCUGGUCUCUCUGGCGAGGCCAGGAGGCACCUAGGCCUGUCAUCCUCAGAACCAAGUCAGGACACGAAGGGGCUGGGGCUCCCUGCCCUGCUGGGGAGGGAUGCCACAUCCACCAUCCCAAGGGUGAAACAGCCAGACCCCAGUGCCAGUGCAGGGACCUCAGGACCUAAGCCCCCCGAGCGGCCCGGGGUGGGGCUCGCAGUGCCCCUGGCAGCUCUUACUGUGGAGUCGCUGACAGCAGGAUCCAGUGGCCUGACAGGGAAUCCGAACCCUGAAUCCUCAACUGUGGGAGAGUCAAAUGGAGCCGAGACCUGGAGUUCCCUCAGCCAGUGGGUGGGCCAGGAAGAAGCAGGGGCACGCACACCCAGACCUCCAUCUGCACAAACGCCGAGCCUGUGGGCUCUGGCAGAAACUUUGUCGCCCAGCCAGGCCAAGGUUCGACAUCCUCUCCCUGCUGGCCAGGGAGCCUUGUCCAAGGAGGAACUGACAGAGCCCACGUUGGCCACAAGCUUUGAAAGCCACAGGCCACCUGAGCUUUCAGAACAUCAUAGAGGAGCCUUCUGA
This is a messenger RNA of Carlito syrichta (Philippine tarsier), 2418 nucleotides long. It is a transcript of the gene CIROZ, whose product is annotated as chromosome unknown C1orf127 homolog. Bases 139 to 2418 code for a protein of 759 amino acids. The transcript has 11 exons. The record is from RefSeq and is a predicted model, not a curated record. Lineage: Eukaryota; Metazoa; Chordata; Mammalia; Primates; Tarsiidae. Gene Ontology annotation, biological process: heart development.